ACUGUUGUUAUUGUUCUGUGGAUCAGGUGCUAAGCACUUGAAAAUUUAUCUCUCGUGAAUGAUAAUGGAAAUCGAUGACCUCAAUGACGACUGCCUGUGCAUUAUAUUCGAGUAUCUGCCACUGCCCGAUCAAAUUGCUAUGGCACGCAACUCGCUGCGCUACGAGCAGCUACUCUCCCAAAUUGUCUGGCGAAAGCCGCAAUUCCGCGAAGUUUCCGUUGCGAAUGAGAUGCUGUCUCCGCUGAGCAAAGAGGAUUACAUGUACUUCUUUGAGCUGACGAGCGCCCACAUGGAGAAGCUGUACAUAUGGAAGGUGCACGAGAAGGCCUUCGAUUCGUAUCUGGGGCGGCAUCUGCUGCGACCAGAGUUGGCCUUCUAUCUGCGCCUGGAGCUCACAAAUUUGCGCGAGCUGUGCGUCACCGACGGUUAUCUGAACAACAGCAUGAUCAAGACAAUAACCAAAAGCUGUCCGCAUCUGCGCAGUUUGAGUGUCUCGAGUGCCUAUAUAACCGGCAAGUUUAUGGUCGGUCUGCAUAACCUCAAGACUCUUGUGGCGCGUGAGUGCUCAAUUGAGGCUGAAUACUUGUCGGAGCUGCUGGGGCAGCUGCAGCUGACCACACUGGAUGUGACCGCCAACAAACACAAUGUGGAGGAGACGAUACUGCAAGCGCCCGCCGCUGGCCUGAUGCGAUUGGAGCGCCUGGGCAUCUCGGAUGCACAGGAUUGCGGCUUUCGCAUCGCCGAGCAACUGCCGGAGGUGAAAGAACUGGUGGUUAGCUACAUUGGCGUUAAGGCGGAGGACCUCAGCGAUAUGUUGGAGGCGACGCGAAAAUUGGUGGAGUCGUCGAAUGCAAAAUUUCCAAAGCGCCUGCAAACAAUUUUGUGCAAUGUGGUCGACGUGGAGGUUGCUCUGGAGCAGAUAACGGGCCUGGAGACGCGUAGUCCACGCGAAUCGCCCAAAUUCUGUGAGCUCUUGAAGAUUAUCUACAAAUGUAAAUAGUACUAUUAUUAUAUAUAUAGAAGGAUCGCCUCGCAAGAGGUAUUCUCCUUUGGGUACGCAAGGUACAUACAUAUGUAUAUAAUUUAUGAUCAGCACUUAAAUCGAACUCAAUGCAGUCAUGUCUGCCUAUA
Messenger RNA from Drosophila grimshawi, 1131 nucleotides. RefSeq lists its product as uncharacterized. The coding region runs from base 59 to 1000 and encodes 313 amino acids. The record is from RefSeq and is a predicted model, not a curated record. The transcript has a single exon. NCBI's taxonomy places the organism in Eukaryota, Metazoa, Arthropoda, Insecta, Diptera, Drosophilidae.